Plectropomus leopardus (leopard coralgrouper) is the source of this 1265-nucleotide messenger RNA. The record is from RefSeq and is a predicted model, not a curated record. NCBI's taxonomy places the organism in Eukaryota, Metazoa, Chordata, Actinopteri, Perciformes, Serranidae.
AUGGAAGACUUGAAAGCACUGACCAGUCAGAGCAGAGUGGGAGGGGCUCUUGAAGGGGCUCUUUGCGAAAUUGAGGGCAUGGUUCUGAACGUGGAGGUGAUCCAGGCGGUGUUUUUUGGAGUGUGCGUCCUGAUCGAUGUGUCCAGUCUGCUGACUAAGGGAGGUGACAGCAGGGAGCAGGAGCGGCAGCUGAGGAAACUGAUUGGCCUGAGGGACUGGAUGAUGGCUGUACUGGCCUUCCCUGUCGGAGCGUUUGUGGUGUUCACAUUCUGGAGUCUCUACCUGUACGACAGAGACCUGGUCUACCCCAGACUACUGGACAACUUCAUCCCUCAGUGGCUCAACCAUGGCAUGCACACCACUGUUCUUCCCUUCAUCAUCAUCGAGAUGCGGACCACCCACCAUCGGUACCCCAGCAGGUCGUGGGGUCUGGCGGCUGUGUGCUGUUUUGGCGUGGGAUACAUCCUCUGGACGUGUUGGGUGCACCAGGUGACAGGUGUGUGGGUGUACCCGGUGCUGGAGCGCAUCACUCCGCUGGCUCGAGUCGUCUUCUUCAGCGCCAUGACCGCGGUGAUUUGUAUUUUCUACACCCUUGGAGAAAUCCUCAACAGCUACAUCUGGGACCAGCCACAGACAGAAAAGAUCAAAGGUGAGUGAUCUUCCUUCCACUGUGCGGGCAUCGAAGUCUGCCUCAGUCGGACAGAAGAGGACGAGUCGUGCCCCGCCCACCCAGGACAGCACAAGAACAGAAAACAGGCGACCUCUCUGGAAAAGACCAUUUACCAUCGAACUGUACUCAACAACAAAAUCAUAGAAAAUCAUCGUUUAACUGUACAUAUAGAGGGAAAAGGCGACAAAUGCAAGCAAAUCAAAACUCAUCUUUUCUUUUUUCACUGGCAAAAACUAAGCAGCCGUGUUGCAUCUGGCUUUGUUAUGUGGAGGACAGUGGACUAAAACACAGAUCUUCAACACACACACACACACACACACAAGCAUUAACACACACACAUUAACAGUAUUUGUUAUUUGCUUUUCUGGUAUGAACUACUGAUCAAAGUGAAUGAAUUCCUUCAUCAGCUACUGCAAAAGUACUACAUUAAUAAUGUGUUGAACAUCAUCAUGAUUAUUAUUAUUAUAAUUAUUGUUAUUAUUAUUAUUUAUUAUUAAUAUUACUAUUAUUAUUAAUAUUAUUAUUAUUCAUCUUAUAAGUCGCACUACAUGUAUGGAAGCAACUUGAUGUUGGUAUGAAAUCAAUAAAGCUCGAG